AUGAUCGGCUCACUCUUGCCAAGCAUCGUGGCGGCUGUGCUGCGGCCGCCGACGCUCAGCCGUUCGCGAUUGCUCGUUGCGCAGCAGCAGGGCUACACGCAAGGCCAGCCCGCCGGCUGGACGACCAGCUUUGAUUUCGACGGUACGCCGUAUUUCUGCAGCGACCAGACGGGCGAGUGCCAGUGGGAGCCGCCUCAGUGGGCGCAGCAAGGCCAGAGCGCGCAGGUGACCUGGAGUGUGCGAGGCGUCGCCGGUGUCAGCGGCUUCACGCACCCGGACGGCUUCACCCACCUCGACCGUUACCGCGACCUGCCAUACUUUGUGCAGAGCGGCGAGGAGCUCGUGCUGAGCCGGUGGAACAUGGAGGUCCAGAAGCUGCACGUGUCUCGAGAGCAGUGCACGGUGAGCGUGCUCGGCGACGGCACCGCCAGCCAGAGGCACGACCUCGAGGACGGCGACAUGGUGAGCCUGGACGCGCAGGACCCCGACGCGGCUGUCCUCAUGUGCGUGGCUGAGGGCGCGUCGCAGCCGGGCUCCGCGCUGCCUGCCGGCUGGUUCGCGGACGUCGACCCAGCGAGCGGAGACACGUACUUCUUUAACGAGCAGACGGGCGAGACGCAGUGGGAAUUCCCGCGGUGGUGA
Messenger RNA from Emiliania huxleyi CCMP1516, 642 nucleotides. RefSeq lists its product as hypothetical. Lineage: Eukaryota; Haptophyta; Isochrysidales; Noelaerhabdaceae. The transcript is spliced from 2 exons. Gene Ontology annotation, molecular function: protein binding. Bases 1 to 642 code for a protein of 213 amino acids. The record is from RefSeq and is a predicted model, not a curated record.